AUGCGGCUCCGGGCGGCCGUGACCCUGCUGGAGUCCGGGGGGGACCUCCAGCCCCCCGGGGGGUCCCUGCGCCUCCUCUGCCGAGGGUCCGGCUUUGAUUUCGGCAGUUUUGGGAUGGGCUGGAUGCGCCAGAGACCCGGGCAGGCGCUGGAAUACCUCGCAGCCAUCGACAGCACUGGUGGUGUCACCGUGUACGCCUCAUCCGUCAGGGGCCGGGUCAGGAUCUGCAGGGACAACGGGCAGAGCUCGGUGACGCUGACCAUGAACAACCUCAAGCUCAAGGAUUCCGGAUCCUAUUUCUGCGGGAAGGGUUCUGGUGCUGGUUAUCCCAAUGCUUAUGAUAUUUGUUCCCCGCCCCCAUGCCCCCGGGCCGCCCUGGCCCGGCACAUCCCGGCCAUGGCCACCAACCCCCUCGCGGCGCUGGCCCUGCUGGCCCUGCUGGCCCUCCCGGGGCUCCGGGCGGCCGUGACCCUGCUGGAGUCCGGGGGGGACCUCCAGCCCCCCGGGGGGUCCCUGCGCCUCCUCUGCCGCGUUUUCGGGGCCGAUUCCGGCGAUUUCGGGGUCGUCUGGGUCCGGCAGCGGCGCGGGGGAGGGGCGCUGGAGAUGCUGGGGGAGGGGCGGUUCCGGGCGAGGGGGAGGGGCGGCGGCGGGGGGUGGGCGGCGCUGGAGGGGGAAGGGCUGGAGGAGGGGGAUUCCGGGGCGUAUUUCUGCGCCGCUCACGGCGGCGCCGGGCGGCGGGGAGGGGUGGCGGGAAACCCCGGGGGGGCGGGGCUGGGGUGGGUUGGGUUGGUUUUUGCUCGGGCCCGGCCCCGGCCCCGCCCACCGUGGGUCGCUAUUGACGCCUGGGGCAGCGGCACGACGGUCACGGUGUCCAGCGCCCGGGCCACGCCCCCCGCCCUCUUCCCAUUGGCCGCCUGCUCCGCCGGCUCCGCCCCCUCCCGCCCCAUUGGCUGCCUGGCUUCCGGCUUCGUCCCCGCCCCCGUGGCCUUCAGCUGGGACCCCGCCCCCUCGCCGGGCCCCGCCCCCAUCCCCCAGGUCUUCAGCCAAUCGGGGCUCUUCAAGGCCGGCAGCCGGCUCCUCGUUCCGGAAGGUUCCGGAAGCUCCGGGAGCUUCACCUGCACGGCCCGGCACGCGGCCACGGCGACCACCAAGAGCGUCCAGGUCAAAGUUGACGGCUUGAAGCCCCGCCCACCGGUCGUCUCCGUCUUCCAAUCCUGCGGCUCCUCCCACCUGGAGGUGGAGCUAAUCUGCCUCAUCACCGACCUGGCCCCGCCCACCGUCGCCGUGGAUUGGCUGAAGGACGGCGAGCCGAUGGCGGGGGGCCACGCCCACACGGAGGAGGCCACGCCCGGCCCCGCCCCCGGGACGUUCCGGGUGGUGUCGCGCCUCAACGUCUCCACGGCCGAUUGGUGGGACGGGGCGUUCUCCUGCCGGGCGACGCACGCCGCGUCCGGCGUCGUCAGCGAGGCCACGGCCGGGCGCUGCUCGGCCCCCAGCUCCACGCCCAUCUCCGUCUUCGCGCUGCCGCCGUCGCCCUCCGACCUCUUCAUCACGCAGACGCCGCGGCUGCUGUGCCUGGUCACCAGCCUGCCCAGCGACGAGGGGCUCUCGGUCACCUGGAGCCGCGUGGGCGGCGGCCAUCUUGGCCAGCCCCUCCCGCUGCGGCUGAGCCACCACUUCAACGGGACCUUCACGGCGGCCAGCGAGCUGCCGGUGGCCACCGGCGACUGGGAGGGCGGCGCCGCCUUCGUCUGCCGGGUGGGGCACGCCGAGCUGCCGGCGCCGCUGGAGAGGAGGGUGGAGAGGCGGCAAGGAAAACGCUUCCCGCCCUCGGUCUACGUCUUCCCCCCUCCCCCGGAAGAACUCUCCUCCUCCCGCCCCACCCUGAGCCUCACCUGCCUCGGCCGCGGCUUCUCCCUGGACUUCAUUGACCAAUUUCACCCCAAUUUCACCCCAAAAUUCCUCUACAAUUCCUCCAAAAUUUCUCCAAAAUUCACCCAAAUUUUCCCAAAAUUUUCCCCAUUUUUCCCAAUUUUUCCCAAUUUUUCCCCAAUUUUUGCCAAUUUUUUCCCAAUUUUUCCUCCGUUUUUCCUCCGAUUUUCCCCAAACUUUCUCCAAAUUUUCAUCAAAUUUUCCCAAUUUUUUUUUUGGUUUUUCGCAGGAAAACGCUUCCCGCCCUCGGUGUACGUCUUCCCCCCUCCCCCGGAAGAACUCUCCUCCUCCCGCCCCACCCUGAGCCUCACCUGCCUCGUCCGCGGCUUCUUCCCCGACUCCAUCGACGUCCAGUGGCACAAGAACCAGGAGAACCUCCAAAAAACCCAAAACCCCCAAAAUUUCGCGGUGGAGACGGGGCGGGCGCGGCGGGAGCUGGGGGGGGAGGGGCGCUUCUUCCUCUACAGCCGCCUGGAGGUGCCGCGGGAGGAGUGGGAGCGCGGCGCGGCCUUCGCCUGCGCCGUGGUGCACGAGGCGCUGCCCCUGCGCUUCCUGCAGCGCCCCGUGCCCAGAAACCCCGGUAAUUAAUGGAAUUAAUAAUUAUUAGCUCAUUAAAAGUUGGUUAUUAGUGAAAAUUUGGCUUUUUUUGGCGGAAAAAUGGGGUUUUUAUGGUCGGAAAUGGGAUUUUGGGGUCGAUUUUUGGGGUUGUGCCAUGGUUUGAUUCAUAAAACAGUGGUUAUUAGCCUUAAUUAGUCAUUAUUAGCCGUUAUUAGUUUAUUAAAGUUGGUUAUUAGUGAAAAUGGGGUGUUUCUUCAUAAAGUAAUGGGGUUUUUAGGGUCGGAAAUGGGAUUUUGGGAGCCGUUUUUGGGGCUAUGCCAUGGUUUAAUUCAUAAAACAGUGGUUCUUAGUCUUAAUUAGUCAUUAUUAGUGGUUAUCAGUUUAUUAAAAAUCGAUUAUUAGUGAAAAUUGGGUGUUUUUUGGAGAAAAAAUGGGGUUUUUAUGGUCGGAAAUGGGAUUUUCAGGGGUUAUUUUGGGGUUAUUCCAUGGUUUAAUUCAUAAAACUGUGGUUAUUAGUCUUAAUUAGUCAUUAUUAGUGGUUAUUAGUCUAUUAAAAGGUGGUUAUUAGUGAAAAUUUGGCUUUUUUAGGUGGAAAAAUGGGGUUUUUAGGGUCGGAAAUGGGAUUUUCAGGGGUUAUUUUGGGGUUAUUCCUUUAUUUGGUUCAUAAAACCACGGGAAUUAGGUUAAUUAGUCAUUAUUAGUGGUUAUUAGUCUAUUAAAAAUCGAUUAUUGGUGAAAAUUGGGUGUUUUUUGGCGAAAAAAUGGGGUUUUUAGGGUCGAAAAUGGGAUUUUGGGAGCCAUUUUUGGGGUUAUUCCAUGGUUCGGGUCAUGAAAGAUUGGUUAUUAGGCUAAUUAGUCAUUAUUAGUGGUUAUUAGUCUAUUAAAAAUCGAUUAUUAGUGAAAAUUUGGCUUUUUUGGUAAAAUAAUGGGGUUUUUAGGGUGGAAAAUGGGAUUUUCAGGGGUUAUUUUGGGGUUAUUCCAUGGUUUGGGUC
Molecule: messenger RNA, 3482 nt
Organism: Passer domesticus (house sparrow)
Lineage: Eukaryota; Metazoa; Chordata; Aves; Passeriformes; Passeridae
Product: immunoglobulin epsilon heavy chain-like
Exons: 10
Coding region: 1-2520 (839 amino acids)
Biological process (GO): complement activation, classical pathway; antibacterial humoral response
Cellular component (GO): extracellular exosome; immunoglobulin complex, circulating; blood microparticle
Molecular function (GO): antigen binding; immunoglobulin receptor binding
Source: RefSeq, a predicted model, not a curated record